This is a messenger RNA of Oldenlandia corymbosa var. corymbosa, 2394 nucleotides long. The record is from the annotation of a GenBank genome assembly. Lineage: Eukaryota; Viridiplantae; Streptophyta; Magnoliopsida; Gentianales; Rubiaceae.
GCCAAAAGCAAAACUGACACCAAAAAAUCCAUCUGUCCAGUGACCCGAAUUGUACACGUACGCUUCCCCAGUACACAGGACUUCCCGUUUUACAAUGCAAAAAAUAGCCUGGAAAUGUACUACUGCAAUUCAGCUGCUGCCACAAAGCAGAACUUGUUCCCGAAUCUGCCUUUAUUUUCAUCCCAAAACCAAUACGCCAGAGAUUUGCUUGCCCAAAAAUGUGAAAAAAAUGACCGAACUUUAUCUCCUCUGUCGGACUUCGAUGCCACAUUGAAUUGAUUUUCGCCCUUUCCUGGAUGUUUCUCAAAACCCUCAUCCUUUUUCCUUCACUAGUCUUAUAUUCAUCUUCAUUUUCUUCAUCAGUCAAAGUCCCUUAAGUAAGAAAUUUUCUUUUCUAUCCACAAAUGGGGAAGAAGGGUUUAAUCCCUGCAUAUUCACCAAUACAGCUUCAACCCAACAGAGAAUUAUCAUCCAGAGUUGCUUCCACUUGUUUGAUUGGGAAGAUUAUCCGGGACUAUCCCCUUCACGGACCAGAAGUGAAAAGUUUUGCUGAGCAAUUGUGGAAAUGCAAGAAAGAUUUCUCUGUUUUCGAAAUCAAACAGAAACAGAACACUUUCGUGUUCUGCUUCCAAGAAAGACAAGACUGGAUCAAUGUUCUCCUGGAUUCUCCUUGGAACAUUAAAGGGGGUCUUUUAAUCCUGUCGAUUUGGUCACCUGGUAAAAUCCCAGAUGAGCUGGACUUGUCAUCCUCCCCGUUCUGGGUUCAGAUCCACGGCCUUCCCGUCGAUUACCUGACUGAAGAAACUGCGCUUAAGAUCGGUAAAAUUCUGGGCAAGUUCAUCUGUUUGGAUAGCACUGGAUUUGAUGACGGAAAGUUCUCGUGGAAGAAUUUUCUUAGGAUUCGGGUUAUCAUAGACACUAGACGCCCUCUGCUUACCGGACACUGGAUCAGUCGGACUGGCCUGAAAGACAUUUGGGUUGAUUACAGGUAUGAAAAGCUGGGACUCUUUUGUUACAAAUGUGGCCGUAUUGGGAAUCGUUACAUGAAUUGCAAGUUUCCUGAGGGAAAGGCCAAAUUUGGUCCCUGGUUAUCAGUCCCUCCAUGUUCUGAUGCUACCGCCGCACUUCGUUCUUUCGCCGCCGGUCGUUCCUCUGGGGACGGUGGAAGAGAGGUGGGGGAAAAAGCAAAUUCUGGCACCACCUUGAGUUCUGUGCCCCCAGAACAAACCCGAAAAGAGAUCAUCUAUCAGGAGGAGGAAGACAUUGCGCUGAAGGAAUACUUGCCCCACCAAAUAUAUCAUGCUGCUGACAAAGUUUCAAGAAGGCAUAUGAACAUUUCUCUAAUGUGGUUUAAAUCAAUCUUGAAGUCAGAUAUUCAUUUAAACAUUGCAUACUCCUAUGGCUUUACUCGUUAUUAAGUUUCCCUCAAACUGCCGCUUUGUCUUUGGCCUGUUUGUUUGUGACCCAAAACUCAUUAGUCAGUAACAGUUACUACUUCUCAGAGCAUCAUUGGAUUAGAAACCAAAGUUAGAAUUUAGAAAUCAAUUGUAUUCCAAAUGAUAACCAAGUCUUGCAAAUUGGCUAAUCCGUUUAGAGUUAAACUCAUUACUUACGCAUUACUUGUGCUUAUGAUUGCCAAUUCUGUGCAGGAUCACUAAGCAAAGGUUGAUCACCAACACUAUCGACUCAAUGGCCAUGAUGGUGAACUGUUGGAUAAGCUAUAGCCGGGUUGUUGCUGCAAAAGCCAAUGAUAUCAUCAGCUGGUGGUUCGUGUUGGUGAUGGUUGCUUAUUUUCUGUAUAUGGUGUCGAAGCUGAUUGGAGUAAUUCAGACAUCAUGGUUGCUCAAAGCAUACAAAGGUAAAGCAUCCUCACAAGAGCUAGAGCAGGAUGAUCAUCGAAAGGCUAUCAAGGAUAUCAUGACUCUGGUCUCCUUUUUCGUGCUGCUGAAAUUCCUCUGAAGAUUAUCAACAGAUUUAACCCUUUUGAGUUAUUGGUUUUCAAGUCCAAAAAAAAACCUCAAGUAGUAAUAGUAAUUUUGGUAGCUAUCUAGGAUUCCUAGCUGCUACAUUUUGUUAUUUACUUUUGACCACAACAUAUCUAGUAUCUAACUUAGAGAACUGGAGCAUUUUGGUUCGGCAAUUUCGUUGGCGUUUCGCCCUUUUGCCGUUUGGAAGACAACUAUGGUGCCUGUUUGGCUGUUCAUAUGCAUUGUUUGAGGUCUAUCAGAAAUGUAAUGAAUUUUCUGAGUGAUGCUGCUAUAUGAAGGAUGAAAUUAAACUGGAAUUUCGAAAUUGUUUUUUUGGGCUUUGGGCUCUUGUACUCUUUUCUCUUCUGCCCUUGGGCCCAAAUGCAAUGCCUGGAUAUAUGAUGAAAAGGCAAAUUAUGAAAAGACC